AUGGCCCCAUCAUCAAGAUUCGGAAUGUACAUCGCUGGCCAGCACAUCAAGGGCGCUAAAGCAGCAUCGAGAGCCCAGGUGGGCACCACAUGCAACGCAUUGCAUGCCACCGGCAAAGGACAUGCAUACGGGCAUACAGUGGAGUUCAGGCGAGCAAGCUCGGCAGGGGAUGUUCUGGGUGCAUCGGAGUUCUAG
Messenger RNA from Penicillium oxalicum, 195 nucleotides. RefSeq lists its product as uncharacterized. The transcript is spliced from 2 exons. Lineage: Eukaryota; Fungi; Ascomycota; Eurotiomycetes; Eurotiales; Aspergillaceae. The record is from RefSeq and is a predicted model, not a curated record. Bases 1 to 195 code for a protein of 64 amino acids.